Suillus plorans is the source of this 255-nucleotide messenger RNA. RefSeq lists its product as uncharacterized. Bases 1 to 255 code for a protein of 84 amino acids. The record is from RefSeq and is a predicted model, not a curated record. The transcript is spliced from 3 exons. Lineage: Eukaryota; Fungi; Basidiomycota; Agaricomycetes; Boletales; Suillaceae.
AUGCAACUUUCUGUGCUCCUAAGCGCGCUUAUAUCUUUCGUUAUUCUUGCUACAGCGUCACCCACGCCUGGAGCCAUCUCGAAACGUUCCUCCGAGCUAAACACGCUUGACACGUACUUUCGACAUGAUUACCUAGUAGAGAGCAAGAAGCGCAAGGAACUUGCGACACACCUCGCUUACUCCGACGACGACGUCCCAAGCACUGGAGGCAAGGAGUGCGAUGAACUCGAGUCGCGUAUCGCUUACGACAACUAG